Messenger RNA from Haemonchus placei, 1107 nucleotides. The record is from the annotation of a GenBank genome assembly. NCBI's taxonomy places the organism in Eukaryota, Metazoa, Nematoda, Chromadorea, Rhabditida, Trichostrongylidae.
AUGAGCUACACUUCACGCUACUCCAGUUCAUACAGUAGCCGUUAUGGUGAUACGGGACGCGAUUCAUCUAGCCGUUAUGGAAGUUACUCAAGCCGUUACUCAAAAGAUUUAGGCAGUAGUGAGGAGUAUUCCUCACCGCGUGAGUCAAAGUAUGCCUCCAGCUACAGAACCAGGACUUAUGAUACAUUGGAAGAUGAUGAUUCUCACAAGAAAUCGGUAGAGGAUGAGGUCGAUUCUGCCAAAGACUACUCGUCCAGUCGCUAUGGAAAGUACUCAAGCCGUUAUACAACUAGUAAAGACGACACUGGUAGUGACGACUACUUGGGAACGCGGGAGUCCAAAUACUCAUCAAGUUAUAGAUCUAAGUAUCGCGACACAACAGAAGAUGUAGAUGAACCGGUGAAAGCAGUUGCAGAUGACUAUGAACAUGACUAUUCUGAAAAGCGUCCAGAGGAAACAAAGGAGAAAAAACUAUUGAAACAGGAAAGUGAAGAGAAAGAGGAGGAGCUGGAAUAUCAACCCGACGACACGAAUUUGGAAGUGGCUAGUGAAGAUGUUGAGGAAUAUGCUGCUGAAGAAGAAGAAGCCGAAGUACCCGAGGAAGACGAAGUUGCACAGGUUAAUGAAGGCGUAAAAGAAACAAUACGAUCUCACGCGUCAUCUGUGUCAUCAUCGGUCCCCGCUGGCGCCGCCGAAAUCGAAGAGAAGCCGAAACGUCAAAUUGAGCACAAGGUUCCAUUCUCACCUUCAACUGACAAUUCUGAACCCCGUUUCCCGAAAACGCCUAUAGAGAAUAUCGUACCGAAAAAACGAGUUUCCGACCUUAUCGCCAGAUUCAACACUGGGAACAUUACAAAUGGACGCAGCGAACCAUGGAAGGACAAGGGUACGUUGCCCAAACGGAACCAGUACAACUUUUCUCAAAUAACAUUUCCUUCUGUGUCAAACAUCACUUCACUGUUAAGCUUGUUUGAGCCUUUACAUACCAGAUGUAAUUUAUGUUCAAAUCUAGCCCGGUUUCUAGAACCCCUGCUGCACCCUACGGGAUCCGUUAACAGAACUGAUCGUCUUUCAAUUCCGAGUAUGGGGUGUGGUCGUAUGUCUUGA